Messenger RNA from Effrenium voratum, 366 nucleotides. The record is from the annotation of a GenBank genome assembly. NCBI's taxonomy places the organism in Eukaryota, Dinophyceae, Suessiales, Symbiodiniaceae.
AUGACGGGGAUGACGGGAGUGGUGAAGUCCUGGAAUGGGCUCAAGGGCUUCGGCUUUAUCGAGGGGAACAACAUCCAGACCGAUGUGCUCUUCUCCAAGCGAGAGCUGCCAGAAGACUUUCGCGAAGUGCAGGGAAAAUUCCUGACGGGAAGCGCCCUGGAUGCAGAGUUGAGGGGAGGCCUUGAGCGCAGAGUUGGUAAUCUACCAAUUUGUUUGCUAGUGGCUCCACGCGGUGACAGACCCUUUGGGCUUCAGAAGCUAAGACCUUGUCACCCGGCCUCAGAGGGAGGCAAAUGCUGCGAUCCCAAGCUGUCAUGUUUCUUCAGUCAGUGGGGCCUUGUCAAACGGCGUGGCAAAAGCUACUAG